Arxiozyma heterogenica is the source of this 1545-nucleotide messenger RNA. RefSeq lists its product as uncharacterized. The record is from RefSeq and is a predicted model, not a curated record. The coding region runs from base 1 to 1545 and encodes 514 amino acids. NCBI's taxonomy places the organism in Eukaryota, Fungi, Ascomycota, Saccharomycetes, Saccharomycetales, Saccharomycetaceae. The transcript has a single exon.
AUGAAAUCAUAUUCAAAAGUUAGGUUCUCAAAAAGACCUAAAUCUAACCAAAAAAGUAAACCAGUUCCGGUAACACAAGAUGAUUAUUAUUUAGAGGCCAUUGAAUUCGAAGAACAGGCAGAAAGAUGGCUGUUUUCAGAUAUAAAAAAAACUUUAAGGUUUUAUAUGAAAGCUUUCGAAAUGUAUGAACUUGGUUUAACUGCACCACAAUCAACCGAUAAGUGUACUUAUAAUAUCUUAUAUAACGAAACAAGGCUAUUAUUGCAGUUGUAUUCAGACUACAUGGCUAACAAUGGAUACAUUAAUGUUUUGCAAUACAUAAAUUUGGAUGAUAUUCCUGGUGUAGAAAAUAUUUUAAAACCAAUCAAUGAGAUUAUUGAAAGAUUUGAAACGGCCUUGCAAAAUUAUAGGUCGAUGGAUACUUGGGAUUUACAGUCAAAUUUGUUGACUUCUUACCUGUUUUUGAUAGAAGAUCAUGAUAAAUACGGUUUGAAUGGUGGGCAGAUUGUGGAUUUAACAAAUAAAUUCUUCACUCUGUCACAUGAAUUGGUUCUUCAUCAGCUUGAAAGCAUAGAUAAUGGAGGAAAUAUUAUGGAGUACGAUAAAGUUUUAAAUGACGAAGAUUUUAAUGCUUUUGAAUCAAUAAAUGGUGAUAUAUCAGAAAUGGAGUCGAGGGACGGUUUUGGAAUCAAAAUAAAUAAAGAUCAUUCUUAUAUAAAAGACUUAGUGGAGGUAUCAGAUGAGAUUACACCAGAAUCAUUAACCGAUGUAAUCAUUAUGUGUCUGAAAUUUAAUCAAGCUCUGUUAGAAAUUAUGGUAGAGACUAAACUUGAAACUGGUGAUCAAUUACUAAACGUUAUCCAAUUGAAUUAUCUAGAGGAUAUAACUAGUAAACAAUUAUGUAGGGUAAGCGAUAUUAUCGAGUCUCAUAAAGCAAUUUUGAAUUGUAAAAUUAGUGAUAUUAAUUUAGCUAUGUAUGCAGUUAAAGGAAUACAAAUAUUUUAUUCAGAUCCAGAUGUCAAAAAUUUAACUACAUAUUUGGAAGCAAACCCAGACCCCCGUAUUGAUUUGGUUGAUCUUUACUUGGUGAAAAUCGAUAUCUUUGGAUUAGCUAUUGAUUACAUCCGCGAAGAGUUUUUUGAUAUGAAAUGGGACUUUUGUACCCAAUUAAAUCAUCUAUUAACUAGUACAAGAAAUGAAUUAAGUUAUAAGCGCAAAAACAUAAUGGCUUCUCACAAUCAAAUUGAAUUUGCUAACUUAAGUAAUGUUGUAUUUCAAUUAUGUGAUGUUACAAUUACUGCAGCUUCUAAUGAAUUAAGAAGAUAUGAUAUCAGGGUCAAGAAAAAUGGUUCUACUGCAACUGUGGAUAAUGUGCAAUCAAUAUUACUAAAAAAUGCAAAAACAUUAUUAACCAAUGCACAGAUUAUCUCAGAGAAAUCAUGUGGGAUGCAAGAGACUAUCGUGGAUAAAUUAAAAAGAAAUUACAUUUACAAUGAAGCUAAAAACAAGCUUGCAUUGUUAGUAUCAAAUGAAGAAUUAUCUUAA